This is a messenger RNA of Sinocyclocheilus rhinocerous, 4098 nucleotides long. Its product is annotated as C-terminal-binding protein 1-like. Gene Ontology annotation, biological process: regulation of transcription by RNA polymerase II. Gene Ontology annotation, cellular component: nucleus. Gene Ontology annotation, molecular function: transcription coactivator activity; transcription corepressor activity; oxidoreductase activity, acting on the CH-OH group of donors, NAD or NADP as acceptor. The coding region runs from base 1377 to 2723 and encodes 448 amino acids. The transcript has 9 exons. Lineage: Eukaryota; Metazoa; Chordata; Actinopteri; Cypriniformes; Cyprinidae. The record is from RefSeq and is a predicted model, not a curated record.
GUGAAAGUGUUGUACGGAUAUCUGCGGAUAUUUGAGCGUUCGCUCGGCUGUCGUACAGUAUUCUGGCUUCCCCUCCCCCUCUUCCUUUCCUCCUCCCCUCCUCUCUGCUCCGCUUUUCCCUCUUUCCUAUUAUCUUUCAUCUGAACCAUUCAUCCACGCACAAUUGCUUGCUUUCUGCUUUCUCUUUCAGCAUUCGUCCGAGAGCCGGGGCUACGGACCUCUGAUGGCUCGCUUUAUUAACUGCAUUAAUCUUUCCGAGCUCCAAAGAUUAAAAAAAAAACACACACUAUCCACUCUGGAAAAUUUGAGGGGUUGGCAAGGACAUGACUCUCUCUCUCUCUCUCCUAUGGCCCUCCCUCACAUUGUGCAGUGGAAAUGUGGCUUCCAGUUCCGGCCUUGACUUACUUCCUAAUUUCAGUCUCUUCGAAGGAAAUUCUCAUUCUAGAAGAGUCCAAAAGCGGGAAUAUUAAGAACAGGGUGUUUCAGGAUUUCGCGGAAAUAGUUACGGCAUUCUUUUGCAUUCUGCUAAUGGGCAACUACUUAAUAUCUUAAAAUAAACAUGUUUUAUUUUAAUUCAUAUCCGUAAGAUAUUUCUGAUCAGAUGGACCAAAAAGUAAAUUUUCAUUGUCUUAUUUUUAGGAGGAGAUCGGCUAGUGAAAGUUAAAAUCCCUAUGAAUGUCAUUACAGUAUUCAAGUGACUCCCUUUCCACCUUUUUGAAAAAUCCCAAGUGCACACUUCCAGGAAAUCUGGGUUGAGAACAAUGCGUUGGCUUUCCACGAAUUACAAAAAACAAGAUUCACAACACUCUGUGACGAGCAAAAGCGUGUCAUUAAAAAAAACAGGUUUUGUCGCACGGUGAACGUGAAGCUGGGAUUUGAAAUUGGCUUUCAUUUUUGCCAGAAGACAACAAAGGGGGGAUGUCAGCUUGAAUUAUCGCCCGCGGGCAGUCGAGGUCUUUAGACGCCGUGUGCGACUGACCCUGUUGGUCCUUGUUGCUAUGAACUAGCUAAUUCAAACAGAUCCAGCUCACCCUCGGGGCAGGGCAAUAUGAACAGAGCGCCGAGGGAUUUUGACAGAACGGUGUGGUGCGAGAAACUACCAUGUGUUUUUUUCCAACGCAGGCAUCUUGAUUUACCUAGCUGUGGUCUUACAUGCAAAGACGGAGCAAAGCAGUGCUUUUUCUUGAUUGUAGCAUUUGAUCCCAGAGCUGCGUGCUUGCUUGGAUGCAUCUAUUGCGUGUUGUUGGCAGUUUGUCCUAAUCAGAAUAAAAGAGAUAGCAGUGGCUGUGUUACGACAAGAUAACUGGAUCCUGCUGGGAUGGUUUAGAUGUCACUAACACAUAAUUUACGGUUGUAAAAGUUCACCUUCAUUACAAAUGGAGAAAACAGCUGGUUCUGUGUGGGAACGGAUGCGUGAAAGCCAGGGAUCUCUUCACAGAGGCAUCAGGCCUCCCAUAAUGAAUGGCCCUAUGCACCCUCGUCCUCUGGUGGCGCUGCUGGAUGGCCGGGACUGUACGGUGGAGAUGCCCAUCCUGAAGGACGUGGCCACCGUGGCCUUCUGUGACGCCCAGUCCACCCAGGAGAUCCACGAGAAGGUAUUAAAUGAAGCAGUGGGUGCUCUCAUGUACCACACCAUCACCCUGAUGAGGGAGGACCUGGAAAAGUUCAAAGCACUUCGUAUAAUUGUCUGCAUUGGGAGCGGCUUUGAUAAUAUCGACAUCAAGUCUGCUGGAGACUUAGGAAUAGCAGUCUGCAACAUGCCAGCAGCUUCAGUCGAGGAGUCCGCAGACUCCACCAUUUGUCACAUCCUAAACCUGUACCGACGCACCACCUGGCUGCACCAGGCUCUCCGGGAGGGCACGCGGGUCCAGAGCGCGGAACAGAUCCGGGAGGUCGCGUCGGGGGCGGCCCGGAUCAGAGGAGAGACGCUGGGGAUCAUUGGCCUAGGGCGUGUUGGACAGGCAGUGGCGCUGAGGGCCAAAGCAUUCGGCUUCAACGUGAUCUUCUACGACCCGUACCUGUCUGACGGGAUGGAGCGAGCCCUGGGGCUGCAGAGAGUCAACACCCUGCAGGACCUGCUCUUCCACAGCGACUGCGUCACCUUUCACUGCAGCCUCAACGAGCACAACCACCAUCUCAUCAACGACUUCACCAUCAAACAGAUGCGUCAGGGCGCCUUCCUCGUGAACACGGCGCGUGGCGGUCUGGUGGAUGAGAAGGCUCUGGCCCAGGCUCUGAAAGAGGGCAGAAUACGGGGAGCAGCCCUGGACGUCCAUGAGACAGAGCCCUUCAGUUUCAGCCAAGGUCCUCUUAAAGACGCGCCCAACCUGAUCUGCACCCCUCACGCGGCAUGGUACAGCGAGCAGGCCUCCAUUGAGAUGCGUGAGGAGGCGGCGCGGGAGAUCCGUCGGGCUAUUACCGGUCGCAUUCCAGACAGCCUGAAGAACUGCGUCAACAAAGAGUUCCUCACACAGACCACGCACUGGGCCGGCUUGGACCCGGCCGUGGUUCAUCCAGAACUCAAUGGAGCCUACAGGUACCCCCCAAGCGUCGUGAGCCUGGCUUCAGGGGGUCUGCCUCCACCAGUGGAGGGCAUCAUGCCAAGCACCGUGCCCAUCGCCCACAGCCUGUCCACCGCAGCCCACCCUCCACACGCCCCGUCACCCGGCCAAACCGGCAAAGCCGAACCCGAUAGAGAGCAGCACCCCAACGAACAGUUGUAGCCCCCUCUUCAAAGUACCACUAUAGAACUCUCCUGGUCCUUCUUUACCCCAAAGAAGAGGAGCGCAAACAGGCUCCCGAGCUCAGAACCAGCCACUAAAAAUAACCACGACUCCGAAGUAGCCAACUCUUCGACUGAAUUUGGUGGACUGCGCUCUUUGAAGUGUCUAGUGGGAAAAAAAACAACAAAAAAGAGAAAAUCUUGUGGAUUUCAAACUUCUCCCUGAUGCAAAAUCCUGCUGUUUUAGAUUGUAGUCUGUCCAAGUGCAGUGGGCGAUCUUUUAUCUGUUAUUUUGUCUGUCUAAUGGGUUUCAUUAAAAACAACAGUAGCUAUUACAUGAAUGUAACCUGUUUGUGUACAGUUUUUAGGACAUCAUCAGUGGUUUGUAGAUGAGAAAAAAAAACUGAAACCGCAUUAAGGGAGGCAUCUUACCACCUGAUUAUAGAUACCAUAACAAAAAGCAUAUUAGUUUCGCUCGUUUGAUUUUCAAAGCCCCGAAAGAGGCAGAAUUUGCACACCCUCUCAGGAAAAUUUAUUUCCCCCCCCCUCCCUUCCUUUUAAAUUAAACCACAUAGUGCAUUGUUUUUGUACCCAUUUGUCUUUUGUAGUCAAAUUUCAGUACAGUACUUUAAAUAACUACACUCAGUAUGUUUUUAUUUUUAGAGCAUGUAUUACUUUAUGUGUUAAAGGUUAAAAAGAAAACAGAAAAGUUCAGUUUUUGAACAAAAAAAAAAAACUAAAACAAUUUGUCUUGUGCAAAGCUGGCGUAAUGCUUGCCUGUUAGUGUGUGACUUGAUUGUACCGUGUUUUUCGAGGAUGCCGGGAUACUUGCAGCUCUCCAUCGCCUACAUAGUUUCCUUCCUGGUAAAGUGGUAGGCUAGCAAUAUACAUACUAUAUAUACUAUGAGAUAUUAAUAUUUUUCGUUAAACAGAAUCCAAAAAGAAAUGUUUGUGACUGUAUGCAUUUGUAUGAAUUAUUUUAAAUGAAAUAAAAGUCCGAGUUAAACGACACGGCAGCGUUUCUGUGAGUUGCUCUCGCGCUGAUGUCAUGCCAGAACAAGAGAAACAGUGCAGGUUCAGGUUUCCUUUGUAUUUGAACCCAUUUCAGAAUAUAAACACAAUCACUGUGAGCGUCCUCUUGUGGACGUUACUUCUGUAAUAUGCAGAUCAAAAGGUACCAAACCAGGCAUCAUGCUGAAAAUACUUCAUACAGGGGAAUUGGGAUUUAACCUCAAAGCUGUGAUCGAGCUCGCUCUGAAGAAUUUGUAUUAAAGGAUUCGUUCACACAAAUUUUAUGAAAUUUACUCUCUGUUCAAAACCCAUGUGAAAAUUGAGAAAUUUUGAAGAAUGUUCAUUGGGUUUAUCCAGCUCCAAAA